Molecule: messenger RNA, 612 nt
Organism: Lasiosphaeria miniovina
Lineage: Eukaryota; Fungi; Ascomycota; Sordariomycetes; Sordariales; Lasiosphaeriaceae
Exons: 4
Coding region: 1-612 (203 amino acids)
Source: RefSeq, a predicted model, not a curated record
AUGCCAUGGGCUCUUACACGGAGCCUGUCGACGCUGGCGUCCAACCCAAACAUUAACGUCUUCACACACCCGCAGCAGCCGCAAGCGUACCUGCUCUCGCUCCUCGACAGCGACCCGCCGAGCGCGGCGCUGGCCAUCGGCACCACGACGUCGGUGCCGCCGACGCCGAGCUCGUUCCGCGAGAACCCGCACUUCCUGGCCAUCCUCAACCGCGUGCUCGCGCAGCACGCCACCGAUGACCCAGACCUCAAGAGCCAGGCUCAGGCCUUUGCGUCGCCCGCCGGGUCCAACUUCAUGCACAGCGCGCGCAGGAAGCUGCGCAGCACCGGCACGGGCGCCGGCGGUGCGAGCGCCGAGGGCGGCGCCGGCGGUGCGGGCGUCGGCGGCUGGGUCCACCUCAGCGACACGCGGAACCCGCCCGACUUUGGGCGCAUAGCUUGGCCCGAGGACAUUCUGGGCAGUCUCGAAGUUGACGGCCGCGGCAUCGUGCUGGGGAACUUCCAGGCCAGCGGCACAUACCGCAUCAUCACAAACGAGGGGAUCCUGGGCUUGAGCCCCUUUCUCCGCGAGAAGCUGGUUGCCCGCCUCCGAGAGGAGGAAAAGGCACUGUAA